GUGAGAACCUAGCUUACGCUCAAAGUCAUUAAAAAUGCGACACUAGCACGCGUCACUUCCAAGCUUGUCCACGCGUAACCCAAAUGUUCACGUCAUACUACGUGUCAAGGUGUCAUCAACCGCCACAUUCCGGAUCUUCGGCAUCUGGUAGCAUAAAACCCUGCCAAAACCUCUAUCCCAAUUCGAGGAGGACAAAUAUGGAGAGGAAAUCGGAAGACAAUAAAAAUCGCAAACCCAAAGAAGAUGAAGCUGAACAUGAACAUGAGCUCCCUCUCAUGUCGCUAAACCAUGUGUCGAGGCUCUGCACGUCAGUCAAGGACUCCGUGGAGUUCUACACCAAGGCGUUGGGCUUCGCGUUGAUAGAGCGACCACAGGCGUUUGAUUUCGAUGGCGCCUGGUUGUUCAAUUACGGAAUAGGGAUUCAUCUGGUUCAAGCCAACGAUGAAGACAAGUUACCAAAUAACCAUGAAUUGGAUCCCAUGGAUAACCACAUAUCCUUUCAGUGCGAGGACAUGGGAGCAAUGGAGCAGAAAUUGAAGGAUUUGGGGAUCAAAUACAUGAAAAGAACAGUUGGAGGGGAGGAAGAUGGGGUGAUUGAUCAGCUUUUUUUCAACGAUCCAGAUGGAUUCAUGAUCGAGAUUUGCAACUGCGAGAACGUCAAACUGAAACCGGUAGGUUCUUUUAACCGGAUUAAACUACCAUUUGAUCGGCAUAAUCCUCCAGUGGAGCUCGACGCAAAUGCUGCCAAAGCUAGCUGAAGAAUACUUCUAGUUGUUCGAUCUGUCAUGGCUUAUUCUGGAUUGUAAUAUGAAAAAGAUGAUUUGUUGUUUCAUUGCAAAUUGGAAUCUGUUUGAUCUUCGUUGUAGAUUGAAAUUAGGGAAGUUUUCGCUUAAAAAUGUGAUGCAUAAGAAAAUUUGACAGCGACAAGGAUUAUCAUCUUAUUUUUUAAAUUGGAG
Messenger RNA from Lactuca saligna, 956 nucleotides. Lineage: Eukaryota; Viridiplantae; Streptophyta; Magnoliopsida; Asterales; Asteraceae. The record is from the annotation of a GenBank genome assembly.